AGCUGAUCCGUGCUCGAUGUGAUUUGUCAACUAGUGCUAAUUUGUUUUAAAAGUUUAUCGUUUUUACUACAAGCGAAAUUGAUAAUUAAAAAUUAAUAUUCGCUUACCCUUUGCAGAUCUACCAACUUCUAAAAAUGCUACAACGCGUACGCACACAAUUGCUCCUUAGAAGCCCCCAGCUACAUCGUUAUGCCACGACAUUUGCAGCUGAGAGUAAUGCUACCGGUACCGAGAAAUCGGAAAGUCCACCAAUCAAUGAAACACUGCUGGAUGAGUUUACAAAAGAGUUUCUCCAAAAUCGCAUAGAAAUGUCGCCAUUCCAAAAGCUAUUACUCGGUGUGGGAUCAUCUAUAGCGGCGCUGGUAGAUCCACGAAGACACGACAUGAUUGCCGCUCUUGGCGAAACCACAGGGGAAGCAGCUUUACAGAAUAUCUUACAGACAAUGCAGGCCACAGCGGAAGGCAAGCGCUUACUGGAACACAAGCCACGCAUUAACACACGCACAGUUGAUAUCGAGCGAUUACGUACUUUGCCAGAGAAUACACUCGGACGUGCUUAUGUCAGGUUCUUGGAUGAUAAUCAAGUUACACCCGAUUCGCGCAUGGCUGUACGUUUUGUCAAUGAUCCGAUGUUGGCCUACGUAAUGACACGUUAUCGCGAAUGUCAUGAUUUGGCGCAUACAGUGCUGGGAAUGCCGACAAAUAUGUUGGGCGAAGUGGCCGUCAAAUGGGUGGAGGCUUUGAAUAAUGGUUUGCCUAUGUGCUAUGGUGGUGCAAUAUUUGGCGCGAUGCGACUGCGUCCCAAACAACGAAAGGAAUAUGUGUCACGUUAUCUACCUUGGGCUUUAAAUAAUGGCAGACAAAUGAAACCAUUGAUGCCGGUGUAUUUUGAAGAGCGCUGGGAACAAGAUAUAGAGGAAUUGCGCAAAGAGUUACGCGUGACGAUUUUAAAAUAAAGUGGAUGCUAUAAAGAAAUCCUUAAAUUGCAGUAGAAGGAAACUCUUAACGAAAAUAAAUUUCUGCAUUUGCAAUUUUUUCAGAAA
This is a messenger RNA of Rhagoletis pomonella (apple maggot), 1043 nucleotides long. RefSeq names its product ubiquinone biosynthesis protein COQ4 homolog, mitochondrial (gene Coq4). The transcript has 5 exons. The record is from RefSeq and is a predicted model, not a curated record. Bases 135 to 956 code for a protein of 273 amino acids. Gene Ontology annotation, cellular component: mitochondrion; mitochondrial inner membrane. Lineage: Eukaryota; Metazoa; Arthropoda; Insecta; Diptera; Tephritidae. Gene Ontology annotation, biological process: ubiquinone biosynthetic process.